This is a messenger RNA of Ylistrum balloti, 1974 nucleotides long. RefSeq lists its product as uncharacterized. The record is from RefSeq and is a predicted model, not a curated record. The coding region runs from base 1 to 1932 and encodes 643 amino acids. The transcript has 5 exons. NCBI's taxonomy places the organism in Eukaryota, Metazoa, Mollusca, Bivalvia, Pectinida, Pectinidae.
AUGAAGUUACCAAGGACAAGUCAGGCAGACCACACCGAGACACAGGACCAACUAGCUGACAUGGCAGCUAAUAGUAAUAAAGGAAGGAAAGAAAUUGAAGUCUCAAAGGAACCGAAGGAACCUGAAACUUCUACCUUCCUCACAGAAACCAGAGAGGAGGCUGAAGACGACGAAGAGGACAGAGAUGAAGCAAAGGGAGAUAACUUUUCUGGACAUUCUGAGGGUCAUUCUAUACAGGAACAAGAAAAGAAUGAGGAUUUAGCAGAAAGUAGUGAUAAUGUGAAUGAAUUAAAUAACGUGGAGGUAGCUGAGGAACAAAUUAGUACUGAAAGCAAACAUGGAGAUGAUCAGGAUUUGGAACCACAAGUGGCAAUAACAGGAAAUGAAUCUUCAAAUGUGGCAUCAAAAGGAAGUGAAUCUCAAACGGGACCAACAGGAAGUGAAUCCAAACAGGUUGUACCAAUAGGAAGUGAAUCCAAGCAGGCUGUACCAACAGGAGUUGGGUCCAAAACUUUGCAGCCAAAAAGAAGACGUGACAAAAAACCAAAGACACUACACCAUCAACAAAAGCAACCAGUAAUGAAAAGUCAAGGUAAUCAAAUGAUAGAAGAUGAGGAUUUAGGGAUAUACGAAGAUAUUACAGAAGGGGUAGAUUUAUUUGACAAUGAGGAUUAUAUGGAAAUGAUGGGUAACAGAGAUACACAUCCUUCCAGUACUGUGACAAAGACCCCUGACCUCUACACAGAGGUCCGUCCUGCCCCGCCACCGACAUCAAUUUUACGUAAUCCCUCUGCCACACAGGAAAUCCCUGAUUACGAUGCAAUGGAUGAUCUGCAAAACAGUCGUGUGACCUGGAAUGCUAUCGAGCCCCAUUUCAGUGUUUCCAUUGCUAAUAUGCAGAGGCAUUACUCUGGGAGAAUGGCUAACACUCCAGCAAGCUGUUACUCUGCUGAAUCAAGAAAUGCUUCCAGAGUGACCUCUGAGUCACGUGAGGCCAUGUUCAAGAGAGCCAUGACAUUACUAUCUGCACGUUGUACCAGUACAGGGCCAGGCGCCGGAGAGAUGACGUUAGGGAAGGGUGAGGUGUUUGGUGUACAUGUACCUCAGUAUUAUUAUGUCACACAAGAAAAGCCAAGGCCCAUGCCACCCCUCAAGGCUUGGAAUGGCUACAAUGGUAAUGUAUACUUUGAGCCGAUACAGAUUAACACUUUAUCAGAAGCGCCAAACAUGAGCACAGUGUCAGUCAUGUCGUCCCGAACCAAUGACAAACUUCACAGGAUGCUCAUCAACAGGAAGCAAAUGAAUUCUGGAAAGUUUGAUAGGAUUGACAGUGCAACCACACGCAGUGUUUCACGGCAGACAGGAAAAUCCAUGAGCAUACGUAGCUCUACACGACAGUCACUCAUUCUGGACAAAAAAACAGUUAUGAACGGAUACAAUGAGAACAUACAAGAUGACCUUGCCCUAAUUGAGGGUGUAGAGUGUACUGGAAGUCUGGCUGUUCGACCAAAGAGUGACAAAACAAUGGACAAAGAAACACGGCGAGCUCUGAUGUACAAUAAAGAGAGGCUCUGUAAAGGUUCUGUUGUACACCGAAUUAACGAAAGUCGUAACAAAUCACGAAUGGUACUCAAGGUCAAUGGUGGCAAAUUUGUGAGUCCACAAACAAUGUCUCCCUUACUACGCACACAGACUCAGUACUCCCUUAGCAACCAGAGGUUGACCACAAAUAGUCCUGAUCCUUACCAUCAGCAGUUGCCUCCCCUGGAACAAUUGCGUGCUUCUGUAAGGCACAUGGACACUGCGGAGAAGCAGAAAGCUCCAUCUUCUUACAGGUAUUCCAAACCAGUGACAAUGACGGCAGAAAUUAAACCCUAUAUAAAAUAUAGCCCAGAUAUUAAAAAAUCUCGCCAGCAACCUAGUUAUGUUUGAGGUGUGACGGUGAAAUUACUACAUGAAGAACCAAUAUGUUGA